Messenger RNA from Chaetura pelagica (chimney swift), 1428 nucleotides. It is a transcript of the gene DCSTAMP, whose product is annotated as dendrocyte expressed seven transmembrane protein. The record is from RefSeq and is a predicted model, not a curated record. Gene Ontology annotation, cellular component: membrane. NCBI's taxonomy places the organism in Eukaryota, Metazoa, Chordata, Aves, Apodiformes, Apodidae.
AUGCAAACAUUUGUUUCAGUAGCUUGGAGUGCAUGGGGAAUUUUUAUAUCUGAAAGGAAGCCCAGCUGGAAGUAUCUGAUGCAACUUUUUGCAGUUUGUUCUGCAGUUGCCUUCCUCUCAAGCUUUCUCUUAUUCCUUGGCAUACACUUCUCCCUGGCACACCAUCCUUUGAGUCUCUUACUGAUUUCUGGCUUCAUCUGGAUCUCUCUUUCUAUCGCCCUCUGCUGUUCCAAGCACCUGCGCUGUUUUUGUGUCCUGUUUCUUCUUUCUUUCGGGCUGCAAAAUGGGAAUGCUCUUAUUACUGCUGGCACAGGUGUCGUGGUGGCUGGCAACAUCCAAAAUAUUUUCCACAACCUAAAGGUGCUGGCAGACAGUAUAACUUGUCAUUUAGAGUAUGAGCAAUUUGACUUGAUUAAACAUUACAUUGAGGUAGUAAAAUGGAUUUACAAGGUAGUCAAGCUUUCCACUGAACUACCUAAAGAUUUUGUGUGGCUAAAGCAUGAAUUUACACCAUCUUAUUCUAUUUCAGAUCAUGCACUGAAACAAGAGCUAAAUGACACAAAGCAAGAAAUCCAGAGAGUUGCUAACCAGAUAUCUUUUAUGCUGACUAUACUGCCCUAUGUUGGCCAAAAAGUAUUGCCUAUAGUGGGGAUUUUUCUAGCUUCUUUCGGAACUGGCCACUUUAUAAAAAAAUUUGGGGGCUCUCACAGUGCCAAAUUUAAGAAUACUUAUAUCACAAAAAAAUUCAUCGCAUUUGAUGAGGACCAAAAGCAACAGCAGAGACCGUGUCUUCUUCCACUUAACAGAAAAGAAAGAAAAGAAUAUGUGACAAUCCCAUCUUUCUUCCUCACAAAGAAAGACAGACAAAAUAUGCAGUAUUUUUUUCUCCCUGUAACUUUUCAUCUUUCCACCUGGCUUCUAUUUGCUGCAGUAGAUUAUUUGUUUUAUUGGUUAAUUACUUCUGUGAAUAAAUAUCUUCAAGAAGUACCAGAUCUGGAGAUUCAACUCAGACUCUCUCAGCAAAGGAAUGACAAAAGCUUUAUCAUUCCUAUGGGAGAGCGUAUUGAAAAGACUGACCCUUUCAAGAUCACUUUGUUUAAGCACGACUGCAUCCCGCAGCCAGAGCUUGCUCCCUCCACAACGUGGAUCCAGCUUGGAGUCAUCAUCUUCUUCUUAAUCGUUUUUGGGAUAUUCUCUGGGCUCCUGACUCAACUUAAAAUAUUCGUGUUAACUUCAUUUUAUCCUGACACUGAGAUGAAACGGAUACAUUAUUUACAUGCAAAAUUACUCAAGAAAAGAUCAAAGUUACAAGAGAAAACUGGAAAGAAUGUGUUUGCUAGAACGGUCAACUUUUGGUUUCCAAUACUCAAGGUGAGAAAGGCAGUAAGGAAGAAAGGAUGGACUGUGGCAAAUGACAACACUGUGUGA